UGCGACUAGUCUGGUCUUCCUUUCAGUGCCCGCUGCGCCUUCUCGGCCGCCCGCCGUGUUGCAGAGGCGACGCGCGCAAUCCUCACUUUUCACAUCUUAAAAUUUCACUUUUCGCCCCAUUUGAGAAACGAUGGGUAAGAGGGACGAGGAGGAUAUCAUUCGUAUGGCGAAGAAGUUGGAGAAGAUGGCACAGAAGAAGAACGGGGCAGGAGCUCUGGAUCUGCUGAAAGAGCUUAAGAACAUCCCAAUGACCCUUGAACUGCUACAGUCGACCAGGAUCGGGAUGUCCGUCAACGCCAUUCGCAAGCAGAGUACGGACGAGGAAGUCACAUCUCUGGCCAAGUCGCUCAUCAAAUCUUGGAAAAAGCUGCUUGAUGAGCCGGGAGGGGGGGACAAGCUGUCAGAGGACAAGAAGAAGGAGCCCACCACUCCGACUGUGUCAUCCUCACAGAAUAGCCCUGAGCCCCGAGAAGAGAGCAGCUCCAGCAGCAACUCGAGCAGCAGGAGUGAGCCAAGCGACAGUGCCCACAACACGCUGAUCACCACGUUCCCGCACGCUCCCAGCACCACAGACCCAAUCCGGAACAAAUGCAGGCAGAUGCUUUCCAGUGCCUUGCAAGCAGGCAAUGACUACAUUGCCAUUGGUGCUGACUGCGAUGAGCUUGGAGCUCAAAUUGAGGAAUGCAUCUUCCAGGAGCUUAAAAACACCGACACAAAGUACAAAAACCGGGUGCGCAGCCGAAUCGCCAACCUCAAGGACCUAAAGAACCCCAACCUUCGCAGGAACGUGUUGUGCGGAAACGUGCCUCCUGACCGCAUGGCCAAGAUGACCGCAGAGGAAAUGGCCAGUGACGAAUUGAAGGAGAUGCGCAAAAACUUGACCAAAGAGGCCAUUCGAGAGCAUCAGAUGGCCCGGACGGGAGGCACUCAGACCGACCUCUUCACCUGUGGGAAGUGCAAGAAGAAGAACUGUACCUACACCCAGGUUCAGACUCGCAGCGCUGAUGAACCGAUGACCACGUUUGUCUUCUGUAAUGAAUGUGGCAACAGAUGGAAGUUCUGCUAAUUUGAAUACGGGAGUCCUCCCGAAACGGAGAACACGCAAGACUCCUGGACCAGGUCUGCAUUUUGUACCAGCAUUUCUAAACAAAACGAGUUUGGAGCUUUGCUUCUCGUGGAACCAGGUGGACAGAUGGCCACAUGACAAACACGUGUUUGUAUUAGAAACCAUCACAUCCAACAGUCCUGUCUCCUGUAUUUUAAGUCUACAUUAGGGUUAUCUGUCAGACUGCAGACGAUGUUAAUGUUUUCUCUUUUUGUUUUACUUUUUUAUAUGUAGUUUGACAUUAAAUUUUUGACCAAUGCUUACUGCUCUGCUCUGUUUUAUUCUGAGAUGAGAUUAAAUUUAUUUUACUAAUUAGUUGCUAAGCAGACACUUCUUUGCAAAGUGGAUUGCAUAGCUUAUAGUUUUACACUUCUUAGAGGUGGGUAUUUUUACAAAAGAAAAUCAGCAGUUUUUGGUCACAAGUCAAGGUUCUUAACCACUAUACUGUUAAUAGCAUUUUUAUUUAUCUUUUUAUUUUAUAUAGGAAAGUUUUAGGUGGGCCUUAUGGGAAACCCGAUGAAUAUUUGGCUUUGUGGUAAUUGUAGGCAAAAAACAUUUUGUCCAUGCAUUGUGAAGUUCUGGAAAGUGUUUUUAAAUAAAAUGUAUAGUUGAAUGCGAACCAGCCCCCAAGGGUCGUGAUCACUAAGUGAUAUAGGGAAAUCAGUGCAAGCCAUUAAGAAUCAGGGUUUUGAAAGGAUACAUACUUACAGGCAGUGGUAGAGGA
Scleropages formosus (Asian bonytongue) is the source of this 1829-nucleotide messenger RNA. It is a transcript of the gene tcea1, whose product is annotated as transcription elongation factor A (SII), 1. Gene Ontology annotation, cellular component: nucleus. NCBI's taxonomy places the organism in Eukaryota, Metazoa, Chordata, Actinopteri, Osteoglossiformes, Osteoglossidae. The coding region runs from base 131 to 1066 and encodes 311 amino acids. Gene Ontology annotation, molecular function: zinc ion binding; nucleic acid binding. The record is from RefSeq and is a predicted model, not a curated record. The transcript has 10 exons. Gene Ontology annotation, biological process: DNA-templated transcription; transcription elongation by RNA polymerase II; positive regulation of transcription by RNA polymerase II.